Rotaria sp. Silwood1 is the source of this 324-nucleotide messenger RNA. The record is from the annotation of a GenBank genome assembly. NCBI's taxonomy places the organism in Eukaryota, Metazoa, Rotifera, Eurotatoria, Philodinida, Philodinidae.
AUGAAAAGUUGGAAAGCCUUAUGUCCACAACAGAUACGAACAUUAAAUUUAAUUGAACAAAACCGAUCAUUAUUAAGUAGUGAUCAAUGGACUCAUCUUUCCAAUUUGAUUCAUUUUUAUGAUGAACAUAUUGUUCUACCAGCUGCCAACGAUUUUCUGAAAGAAUUAGAUAGUUUACAUCCAAAAUUACGUUUUAAAAUUAAUUCAAACAGAAUUGUCGAGAUUAUGACAAUUAUUUGUCAAGUAAUAGAAACAUUUAUGCAAUCAAAUCAUGAUUUUGCUUCAUUAUCUCUUCAUAAUCAUUCCAAAUUCAGCUUUUUGUAA